UGAUUUUCCAUUUCCAAAAUUUUAAAAAUACAUAUAUUUUUAGGGAAAUCAAGAAGAGAAAUGGCGGGCCGCACCACAUUCACAACAGCGUUUGCGUUUGCGACAGCGAUUGUGAUAAUAAUGGGUAGUGGUGCGAUAGAGAGAGCGGAGGGUCGUCCGGUGAACCUCUGCAGCCACACUGCGUAUCCGUCGUUGUGUGGUCCGUUGGUUCGACGGCUCGUCAGUCCGAGACAAGCCACCCACCACGCCAUCCGUCUCUUGGAAUCCAAAACCAAAUCCGUCUUGACCCAGGCCGCCAGGUACAAGAGCGGGAACCAAGCGAUCGCGAUGUGCUACGAAACGUUCAGCGACGCGCUUGUGAACCUACAAAACGCGAGGAAGAGCAUAAAGAAACGAAACGUGAUCGCAAUAAACGCGUUUCUGACGGCAGCGGUCAGCGAUUACGGGGCGUGCGUAGACGGGUUCAUCGAAACGCAGCAGGUCAACACCGUCCAAAACGCCGCCGAUAUGUUGAGAAAGAUGGGAACCAACUGCUUGUCUCUUUCCACCUUAAUUAGAUGAUUUUUUUUUUCAAAACACUAAUUUUAACCACAAUCCCUUUGGACUCUCUCCCUUAUUUGUCAAUAUGAUUAAUGGACCGUUUCAUUCGAUUAUCA
Molecule: messenger RNA, 656 nt
Organism: Tarenaya hassleriana
Lineage: Eukaryota; Viridiplantae; Streptophyta; Magnoliopsida; Brassicales; Cleomaceae
Exons: 2
Coding region: 61-561 (166 amino acids)
Molecular function (GO): enzyme inhibitor activity
Source: RefSeq, a predicted model, not a curated record